Molecule: messenger RNA, 1255 nt
Organism: Nothoprocta perdicaria
Lineage: Eukaryota; Metazoa; Chordata; Aves; Tinamiformes; Tinamidae
Gene: FDPS
Product: farnesyl diphosphate synthase
Exons: 9
Coding region: 1-1056 (351 amino acids)
Biological process (GO): trans, trans-farnesyl diphosphate biosynthetic process
Cellular component (GO): cytoplasm
Molecular function (GO): dimethylallyltranstransferase activity; (2E,6E)-farnesyl diphosphate synthase activity
Source: RefSeq, a predicted model, not a curated record
AUGAGCGCGGCCGGGGAUGGCGGCGCCGCCGCGGAGCGCGAGGCCUUCGUGGGCUUCUUCCCGCAGGUCGUGCGCGACCUGACGGCCGAGCGGGGCCACGCGGAGGUGGGCGACGCCGUGGCGCGUCUCGAGGAGGUGCUGCGGUACAACGCGCCGGGCGGCAAGAACAACCGCGGGCUCGCGCUGCUCGCCGCCUUCCGGCAGCUGGCGGGGCCCGAGCGCUGCGACGGCGAGAGCCUGCGCUGCGCCAUGGCCGUGGGCUGGUGCGUGGAGCUGCUCCAGGCGUUUUUCCUGGUGGCCGACGACAUCAUGGACUCGUCACUGACGCGCCGGGGGCAGCUCUGCUGGUACAAGAAGGAGGGCAUCGGCCUGGACGCCGUCAACGACGCCUUCCUGCUGGAGUCGGCCGUGUACAGGCUGCUCAAGAAGUACUGCGGGCAGCGGCCCUACUACCCGCACCUGCUGGAGCUCUUCUUGCAGACCGCCUACCAGACGGAGCUCGGGCAGGCCCUGGACCUCAUCACGGCUCCUGUCGGCCAGGUGGAUCUGAGCCGCUUCAGCGAGCAGAGGUACAAGGCCAUCGUGAAGUACAAGACGGCCUUCUACUCCUUCUACCUGCCCGUGGCCGCUGCCAUGUACAUGGCGGGUAUUGACAGUGAGGAGGAACACGCCAGCGCCAAGGCCAUCCUGCUGGAGAUGGGCGAGUUCUUCCAGGUGCAGGACGACUACCUGGACUGCUUUGGGGACCCCGAGGUGACGGGCAAGGUGGGCACCGACAUCCAGGACAACAAGUGCAGCUGGCUGGUGGUGGAGUGUCUGCGGCGGGUGACGCCGGAGCAGCGGCGGGUCCUGGAGGAGAACUACGGGCGCAAGGAGCCCGAGAAGGUGGCCAAGGUGAAGGAGCUGUACGAGAGCGUGGGGCUGCGGGCCGCCUUCCAGGAGUACGAGGAGCGCAGCUACGCACGGCUGCAGGCGCUGGUGGCGCAGCACGCGCAGCGCCUGCCCCCCGACAUCUUCCUGGGCCUCGCGCGCAAGAUCUACAAGCGCCAGAAGUGACGGCGCCCGUGGGSGCUCCCCCGAUAGGACUGUGGGCACAGGAGAGGCUGGGGGCGCCCCCGGGCUCUCCCUCCUGGGGACAGUGACAAAGGGCUGGCCCCGUGACAAAGGGCCCGUGGCUCCCGCUGCAGGUGGAGCCAGCUAGGGGGGUGUCAGGAGCCUUGGUCAGGGCUCUGGAUCUUAAUAAAGAUAAUUUAUU